AUGACAGUGCGCUCAUUUCUCUAUUACACCGCUGCUCUAACCUUCGACAGCUUCCUUCCGAGAAAAGAAAUUGACAAAAGGGUGCACAUGUUAAUGCGCCAAUUUGAUCUGCUGGGAUACGGCCAUGAAAAACUUCUGAACUUAUCUCCUAGUGCUCAGAGACGAGCCCUCAUCGCUAACGCUCUCGUAAAAGAUCCAGUGUUGUUGAUCGUAGAGGAUCCGUGUGACGGUUUGGAACCGAUCUCCAGUUUUCAACUGAUGUACUGCUUGCGAAACUAUGCAGCUGAACACAAUCGUAUUGUGCUUGUAUCUCUCAGCAAUCCCCGGUCUGAUCUCUGUCAGUUAAUUUCCAGUGUAACCAUAUUAUUCCGCGGAGCAGUACUCUACUCAGGUAAGAGAAUUUAUGUGAAGUUAUCUCAUGCUCUGAAGGCAUAA
This is a messenger RNA of Cooperia oncophora, 435 nucleotides long. The record is from the annotation of a GenBank genome assembly. Lineage: Eukaryota; Metazoa; Nematoda; Chromadorea; Rhabditida; Trichostrongylidae.